CUGUAUCUGUCUAUUUAUAUCUAUCACACGUACUGUAUAUAAACCCGCUAAAACCGUUUAAGAAACGACACACGGCUCAAGGCUUCCAAACUUUGCAGUCAACAUAGAACGAUAGGACUUUACCACAUUAUCUUGUACAAAAACAAGAAUAGUAUCUUCUUUUUCAAUCUCCUGAAAAUUCUUUGAAAAAAUUUGGAUAUGGCCGCAAGAAGGAAAAUACCCCCUGAAGUGCAAGCAAUCUUUGAUAAAUACCAAAAGACGAUGGUACGUCGAUUGAACAAAGGAGAUGCCAUCAAAUUGUUUUUGGACGAAUUCGGUCUGAAUGACGAACAAGCAGAAAGCAUGUUUGAAAUGUUCGACAGAGACCAUAACGGCGAGUUGAGCUUAUGGGAGUUCCACCAGUUCUAUACUAUGAUCGGAAACCAUGCUCAAGACAUGUUAACUCUGUUUGAAAAACUUGAAAAGGAUGAGAAAGGACAUAUCCAAAUUGAUGCAGCCUGGGAAGCUAUGAGAACAAUGAACACU
This is a messenger RNA of Octopus bimaculoides (California two-spot octopus), 525 nucleotides long. RefSeq lists its product as uncharacterized. The record is from RefSeq and is a predicted model, not a curated record. Gene Ontology annotation, molecular function: calcium ion binding. Lineage: Eukaryota; Metazoa; Mollusca; Cephalopoda; Octopoda; Octopodidae.